GUUUUGCAUAGUAUUACAAUUGAUGGGAUUGUUGACUGUACUAUCAUUAAGGGGUCUUUUAAUACUGAACACUUUACUGAAUUCAUUAAGAGCCUGUUGGAUCAUUGUCAGCUGUUUCCUAGUCCAAGAUCUGUUAUUGUAAUGGAUAAUUGUACUAUACACAAAGUACUGAAAGUCUAUAGAAUUAUUAAAGAG
Molecule: messenger RNA, 195 nt
Organism: Fomitiporia mediterranea MF3/22
Lineage: Eukaryota; Fungi; Basidiomycota; Agaricomycetes; Hymenochaetales; Hymenochaetaceae
Exons: 1
Molecular function (GO): nucleic acid binding
Source: RefSeq, a predicted model, not a curated record